AUGUCGUCUGACCGCCCAACCCUUGGAGUAUGUUCUCCUUCGCGGGAGUGCUUGGCUCUUUCUUAGCCUGUCCACGAUUAUGUGAAAACACUCAAACUGAAGUCCACUUCAGUCGGGAGGACAAAGUGGACAUUUAUAAAGAAUCCUGAAUCUUGAUUAGUUGACUUAAGUAAAGUUUUGACACCAAUAUUUUGUAGCUGUUUCUUAAAGUAUAAAGUACUGGAAGUGAAAAUCUUUUCCAAUCAUACAGUAAAGACGAUGUCGAUCAGAUGACACCCAUUUUUCAGUUCGCCGGCGCUGGCUCCAUUUAUAACAUGCUUCAUGGAGGGUCUGAAUCUAAUGUUUUGAUUUUUUUCUAGGUGUUGGUCUCAAGCCUCUGGAUUAUCCCAGACUUAUAGUCAAACGACUUUAAUUCUUGCAGCAUUUACAUGAGUACAUAUGUAAAUGCGUUUGUAUGCGUUGCAGCGAAGUCCAUCAGAUUAUAAGCUUGCGAGAACUGAUUCAAACGCGCGUUUCCUAGUGUUCUGCUGCAUGCGCUACUUAGUUUCCUACGUACGUUCAAAGCCUGUCCAUUCGCGACUUGUGGAAGAUGCCUGUUGAUGGCAACAUUGCAAUAAGCAAUGCACUACUAGUGUACUGAACGGAUUUCUGCUCUAGAAACAGAAUGCAUCUUCUCUCACCGUUAAAACAAUAGAAUUCCCAUUUUAUGGGUAAAAUUUGAAGAUAUUGCAUGUUGUUCUGCCUUGAAUGGUUUUUUACUAAAAGGUGGAUAAGUCAGAAAUGACCAUCCCAGUGCUUCUUACUUUGACCGUAAACUGUCUCGACAGGCUUUCCAAAUCAGGAUCGACAAGCAAACAUCAUUUCUGACAGAAAAGUUAUCAGGAUUUUAAAAGUCAAAGCAAAUUAUAGACCACCCUGUAUUUAGAGAUGAUCAGCUAUCAGAUUAGAAGUCCUGUGCUUGUUCUUUGCGCCUGGAAUAUUUAGCCGGCAGCUGUUAUUCACCCUAUUCUUUAUCGAAAGCACGUCUGCGCAAAGUGACCUCUAGCCUUCCUUUUGAUCACUUUCGUAAAGAUUGGCCCAUUAGUUUCGAGUGAAUGACUAUUUUUCUGGCCAGCUUUAUAAAUGCGUCUGAUGCCUGAGUGACUGUGGUUGGCGAACGAAUUGGCUUGCAACCAGAAGGACCUCAAAAUGCCUCUUUCCCUAUCACAGAUUCUGAGCCAGUAGACUGAGCUCUGACAGGUGUAGAUGAAACUGAGCGCGUUCGGCGACAGCGAAGCGUUCACCUGUCUACUCACGGCGCACAGGACCUAGUUCUUCAUAUUCCCGUCUAGCCGUCAUCUGUUCUACAAUCUGCACGAAAAAGAACUCACAGACAAUGCAGCCAUCUAGUCCUUUUGGCUUCCAGUUACUUGCCCUCGGCUCUUUAUAAAUUCCGUUUAUUCGUAAAACAGGUUGACUAAGAAGUCCGGCAAAGCAACGCCCUGUCUAAUUAACCGGCAGCGUUCUCGAGCGUGGAUCCGUUUGGAGGGGCGGGUGGAGGGGGUGGCGAGAAAACCCUAUCUACAAACGUUGCCGCGGGCAAAAAUUCAUUACGCAAUAACGUUCGCGUGACUGAUUUUCCCAUAAUAAGGAGAAAUAUCGGAUUGUUUUACUCUGCUUCCUAGAAAACCAAAGUCUGAAAGGCUAUCUUAUAAGUUGUCAUUGGCAUAGACUGUCCAACCGACAGAGAGGUGAAGUGACGGUGGAAGAAUGCCUGUAUUAGAAAUUGUGUUUAUUAUAUGUCGUCAGUUGAAACUGAAUGAAGUAGUAUAACAAGCUUUUGGGCAACGAUUGGGGGAAGGCCCCCAAACACACACGACCAGCCAAAGGUGCCCGUCUUACGGGGAAGGGGGCAAUAGGGAUUUUACGGGCGGGGACUGUGUAUGUACAGAGGAAUGGCAAAAUAAGUAUAGAUAAUUGGUAAAUUUGUCUGAAAGAUUGUCUUAAAAGUUGCCAGUGGCAUGGACUGUCCAGCCAGCAGAUAAGUGAAGGGACAAGGGAAGACUGCCCUCAUUGGAAAUUAUGCUUGUUAGAUGUUGUCGGCUGAAGCCGAAUGAAGUAGUAUAACGGCCUUUUUGCUUUGUUUAACGAUGUCACUCCUCCCCGAAGCUCGCCAGCUGGGAUGUCCAGCUGGGUCAAAACGACUAUGGAUCCAGAGACGAAAGUUGCUCUCGCGGGGGGUUUAUCCAGCGAUGCGAGUGAACAAAGGCUCAAGGACGGCAAGCAACUCCUAGUUUUGACUAAAAUUCGGUCCAAAGAUCUCACUGUACCACCCGGAGCAGGAACUUUUGAAGAUUUAUCUAAGGAAGGAAAUAUCGAAUAAUCUCAUCGAAAAGAAGUGUCCUAGCUUGCUCCGGCACUUUAAGUUGCCUUCUGCCUGACUAACAGGGAUGCGUGUCUAAGCGUUUUUCACAAGUUCUAUUGCAUUUUUUUACGUUAUCAUGUCUGGCGCCCAGUCCAAUCGUAAGUUCGGUUAGCAAACGCUGAAUACGACGGUGCCACUACACGCUGCAAUGUUCGGGAACUUAUCAAAGCCUUAUUUUAGCAGUCGGACGUGACCAAAUCUCUUGUUAAAAUGUGAGUCACUUUGUUAGACGUGAAUGGUCCGACAUGAAAAGAACUCGCCUGCUACCCCGUCCCCAAUGAUUUUCUUCCUCCACCGCUUGCUCCGGUUAAACUUGCACUCCUGCCACGAGGACUUUACAUAUUACCUACAUUUGUGUUACUUUCAGGAGAUGACUUGUCGAUGUCUACUCAUUAAUUUUCUGGAUGGCCACGGGAAUACGGUGUCCCGUAUUACAGGUGACCCUGGGCUAAAUUCCGUCAGGGAUAAGGGUUAGUGUUAGAUUUAGGGCAAGUAUUAGGGCUACAGUCAGUGACCAAUCUCAUAAAGUGUUAACCGAAAUACUUAUAUGCAUUUUCUUCUAUGAAGGACUGCUUAAGUGGAGUUGUAACAUUGGUGAACGUGUGGCGCAACCUUGUGAUAUUUCAGACAUACCAGGAUGUCGGCUUUUUAAUGUCCUUCUUUUCGGUCACCUUUAAAAACUGCAGUCGACAAACAAUGACUACUCAAGUGGCAUGCAUUUUCUCAAUUGAUUUUCAAUGCCCCUAUAAACUCAAGUAUUUUUCACAUAAAACGCGUGCGAAAAUAUUCUUUCUUGCACUCAUUCGCUAGUUAAUAACGUUUUCUUCAAUUUUUUAUAUUUGAAGAAAGGAUAACAUCUGGUUUAAAAAGUUUUCGGUUAUGAGAAUUUCAAGACCCUGCAAUGUCCAUUCGAAUAACAUCGUAUCUGUCUGUCUAAUAAUGCUUCUCAUUAAGUAUGCAACAUAGUCCAAAUCCGUUCUAAUAUUUUAAGAGCCCCAUGUGGUAUUUUAUUAAUCGUAUAGAUGGAUGUAGAUUUUUUACGCAGAAUACAUAUAGCUCAGAGACUGAAAACUCUAAAUGAAAAUGCAAAGACAGGUAGAGUUCAAAUUAUUCGGACAUUGAAAAAUUCUUUGUAAAACCAGACAAUACCCUUUUUCAAAUAGGACAUUUAAAGAAGACAUGAUUUGUUGCCAAAGGAGUACAAAAAACAAAAUUUUUGUGGGUUCUAUAUGAAACAUAUUUGAAUUUACAAGACCAUCGAAAAUCGAUGGCCUGGGUGGUGACCCGCAGUUCCACCUGAGAUUAAAAUUUCCAAUCCCAACCGACGGCUUGCAGGCCCCCAAAAUAUGUGAAUUAUUCGUUCAACUCAAAGCCGCUGGUAACUUUAAGGGUCAGCUGUUUUAACCCUGAGUUGGGGUGAUGGUGGGGUGGUGAAAGUGAAUAAGUCGGAAAUAACUUUGAUGGUUUCCUGUUCCAUUUUUAACACGCCCCCUAGAUAAUAGCAUCCUCGCAAGUGCAUUUUUGCCGCUUUUUCCAAGAGACUUACAGAGACCUCGCAAAUUCAGUUUCUUAGAGAAGAGUUGACCUCCAGUCACAACUCGCGGCUGUAUAGGCUACUCCUCUAUCAAAUGCCACGGCCAUAUUGUUGCGUGUUUCAUCAUUUUCCAGGUGCCAUGUAAUUUGCAAUCUACUAGGAAAGGGCUACUGUGCGAUUUCAUAUAUCAGUAGUAUUCAUACUCCAUCGUUUGUAGUAAGGCGAGGAUUGUCAACUUAAACUGACCGAUAAUCUUUUUGAUUGUGCAAAGUUUUCCGUUAUUACAGAAUGAGCAUGAACAAGAGCAUUAAGUGCUUCCGCCCCUGCUUUUAGAAUAAAACAUGUCGCUUUUAUACUGCUAUUUUCAGUGGAAAGACCACGUAGGUCUCACACCGACAAGUCAAUAAUAGGCCGCUUAUUUAAUGCAGGUAAAGGGCCUUCAACACUUUCUCGGGAUAACUUAUAGGCUAAACUUUAGACACCUUUUUCGCUAAUUCUCUAAGGCUGCAGGACAAAAUGGUGAGAUUUCCGUUUAAUUUUCCCCUCCAGCAUUUCACACAGGAUUUCUUCCGUAACUGAGUUUUUGCGUUAUACCUGUACUUGGAGUACUGUAAAACACUCCCAUUUACGGUCAACCCUUUCUUCCUGAGGCCUAGGCAAACCACACGUCGAGUUCCUCAGAGCAGCUCUUCUCUUCCCUCUUAUUCUCUUUCCAUUUAGGGCGCCUUCACGCUGAUUCUAGAGGCCUACAGAAUACAACCUCCAGGUGUGGCCCUGUCCAUGAUCGACCAGACAGUUUACCGGCAUAUUCUGCUGCCAACAACCUCAAGGGUCUGGCGUCCCCUCGUCAUCAGCUCGCCCAGCUCAACAUACGAGCUGGCCAUCCAAUUUCAGUGCUCUCCAAAUCACUACGGACACGACUGUUCCAGGGUCUGCGAGCCUGUCAAAGAUCGUUUCUCCUGCGACCAGCAAGGACGCAAGAUCUGUGUGACGGGAUGGAGCGGCCAGCACUGCGACAAACGUGAGCACUUGUGAAUGCUGUUGUCUUCGCAUUAACUGACUGUACCUUAUACAGUGAGUGACCGAUCUCAUGAAAUGUUGGCUGUAAUUCUGAAAUGCGCUUUCGAUUAGGAAGGAUUACUUAGGCGCGGUUGCGAUACUGAUUAUCUUGCGGUAUAAACGUAUAACAUUCCUAACUCGGCAGGAUGUCAGCUUUUGAAUAUACUCCUUUUCAAUCUCCUGUAGACGUCGUACUUGGUAAAAAAUGACUAAUUACGUAGCAUGCAUUUUUCCCAUUGAUUUUCGGUGAUCUUGCGAAUUCAAAUAUAUUUUAUAUAAACCACGAACAAAAAUAUGCUUUAUUUCGGUCCUUUGAUAGAGAAUCACGUCAUCUGGAUGUUUUAUACACAAAGACGGAGUAUAAUUAGGCUUAAAAAGCUUUCUAAUAUCCGAAUAAUUCGGAGUCUGGUCAGUUGUUGGAUUAGUGCUUAGUGAUUUCAGUCUACAAGGUGCAUGUGUUCCGCGUAAAGAAAAUCACAUAUUCUUCUAGGCCUUUAAAAAGAUAUCAUACAGAGUCCAUAAAGUUUUACAAUGGAUGCGGACUAUGUUGUACAUUUCAUGAGCAGCGGUGGUGAACGGACGGGUUCGAUGCUCAAAAAAUCUCGUAAUUAUAAACUUUUUGAAAGCCUAAUUGUACUCCUUUUUCGAGUAUAAAAUAUAAACAGGACAUGAUUUCCUGUCAAACGACUGAAAGAAAGCAUAUUUUUGUUCGUGGUUUCUAUAACAUAUAUUUGAAUUUGCAAGAUCACCGAAAAUCAGUGGGAAAAAUGCAUGCUACUUAAGUAGUCAUUCUUUACCGAGUACGCUUUCUACAAGAGAUCGAAAAGCAGUGUAUUCAGAAUCCGACAUCCUGCUGAGUCCGAAAUGUUAUAAGAGUAUGCCGCAAGCUAGUCAGUAUUACAACCGCGACCAAGUAAUCCUUCCUAAUCGAAAACGCAUUUCAGAAUUUCAGCCAACAUUUCAUGAGAUCGUUCACUCACUGUAAGUCCAAGUAAACAGGACUGGAAGCGCAAAACAUUGUGGGCAAUAUUGAAAUUCGACCGACACUUGCAUUUAACACCUAAAUGUUUGGUGUCAUCCUUGAACUCUUUCAACCGCAGUUAGCCAACCUGUUAAAAUUGAUUUUUCGGGCUUCACCCUUGCGAGUUAAUCGAUAUGGUGAAGACAAAUUCUUGCAUACCCAAGAGCAAACGGUUUCGAGGAGCCCCUAAUUCAAGUGUAGGAGGGCAAAAAGUGGGUCAGUUGGUCAACGGAGGAGUAAUCAAGCCCUAGCAGGGGAUGCCCAUGAACAAGAAUGGAGAAGACUGAAGAAUAUCCAGAAUCUUGAUUUAUUGGACGUAUGAAGCAGAAUGCACCGCUUUUCCUCAGUGUUCCCAUGCUAGUGGUCAAUGCUCCCAGUGCAUUUUUGAAUCAUGUUCUGUCGAAUGUGGUUAUGUAGCCCCACCUGAAGUAAACAGACCCCAGUCACCUCUAAUACGAGACCGGUGGAAAUAGGGGUUUCUACAGAUGGGGUCGGGGAACGCACAGGUAACGAGGUCAGGUAGUUGUGUGCAGAAGAAAAGCUAUUGGGAAUGCGCGGUUGUACUUUGAAUGGUUGAGAAAUAGUUGAGCUUACCCCUAACUAUGACCCUUUAUCCUAAACCCUAACCACUAAGCAUAACCCUCUAGCCCUUACCCUCAACCGCAACUCCAACAGUAUUGUGUCCAUCUGGUGGGGCCACCAAACCACAUCUUUCCUCAUGUUCUGACAAACUUGGCAGAUCGUGCUGUUUGACGUAAAUAAUUAGCUACCAAUAAUCCUUGACUUUUAAAACCGAACUCAAUAAGUCUGGCUAGCAAACUGCACGGCUAAAUCAGAUAAGAUUUUAGGUACUCUCUCUCUCUAUAUAUACCUAUGGAGAUUUGCCUCCGUACAGAUUUAUGUGUAUGUAUAAAACUAGUGGUCUCUCAAAGGAGUUUGUCGCAACUAUUUACUGCUUGUUAAACAGGACAGUAAGACUACCGCAUAAAUGAGUAGAGUAUUUUUACGCUUUACAGCAAUCUGCCGCAAAGGCUGCCAUGAUAUACAUGGGAGUUGCAAGACGCCUGGGGAAUGCAAGUAA
Messenger RNA from Spirometra erinaceieuropaei, 7099 nucleotides. The record is from the annotation of a GenBank genome assembly. Lineage: Eukaryota; Metazoa; Platyhelminthes; Cestoda; Diphyllobothriidea; Diphyllobothriidae.